CUCAAAAGAAAAAAAGUGACAUACACGUGUUCAAAGCGAUUUCUGGGAAGACCUGAAUAGGAGCGAAGCGGUUUGUGCGUGCCAGGGGGCGGGCCUAGGCAAAGUACAUACCCACAGGCAGUCUAGAGCUGGUGGGUGGGGCCGCAGGCUGCCCACACAGGCCGCCCGCUGUUUUCCCUUGCUGCAGACAUGCUGUGGAUCUGGGCUGUCCUGCCUCUGGAAGGAAAUGACUGGCCAUCUUCUCUAACCACUGCUCCUCCAUGUACACAGCUCCAUCACCCCACAGUCAUGAGAAUUUAGAAGCAGCAGCCACAAUUUGUUCAAGCAAUUGUCCAAGCCCCACUCAGUGCAGAUGCUUGGAAGGGGCAGUCUCUGUGACCAUCAGGGCUACCAGAGUAUGGUCACCAGGAGGUACCCACGAUUGUGGGAUUCCUUGUGAGAAUUCCAGGGGAGAAAAUGUGAAGACUCAGGCAUCUAUGUUCCAGAUCCACAACUCUACCAGACACACUGCAAUGUAGCCAUGGCUGUUCAUAAAAUGCUGCUCCACCUGGAGAGAGGAUCCUCAAACUGAGGUGCUUGCUGGCUCACAGUUAAGAGUUCAUACUCAAGGUACUAAUAGCAUCUCCGAGAGUUUAAAGCUGAGGAGGCGGGUUCGUGAAACUGAUAAAAACUGCUCAGAAGGAUUAUAUCAAGGAGGCCCAUUUUGCUGUCAACCAUGCCAACCUGGUCUCUCAGCUAUCCAGUCUGAUUCCUGGCCACGUAGGCAGUGUAAAGCAUGGGCUCCCUCUCAUGGAGUGAGCUUCAAGUUAAACAAGACAUUGGCUGGCCACUCCCACAAGUUCUGUGCCACCAUUGCCCCAGCACAUCUUGCAGGCAGGAUACAAGUAAAAAAAAAGUUGAGGACUGCAAAAUGAAUGGGGGUACACCAACCUGCGCCCCAUGCACAGAAGGGAAGGAGUACAUGGACAAGAACCAUUAUGCUGAUAAAUGCAGAAGAUGCACACUCUGCGAUGAAGAGCAUGGUUUAGAGGUGGAAACAAACUGCACCCUGACCCAGAAUACCAAGUGCAAGUGCAAACCAGACUUCUACUGCGAUUCUCCUGGCUGUGAACACUGUGUUCGCUGCGCCUCGUGUGAACAUGGAACCCUUGAGCCGUGCACAGCAACCAGCAAUACAAACUGCAGGAAACAAAGUCCCAGAAAUCGCCUAUGGUUGUUGACCAUCCUUGUUUUGUUAAUUCCACUUGUAUUUAUAUAUCGAAAGUACCGGAAAAGAAAGUGCUGGAAAAGGAGACAGGAUGACCCUGAAUCUAGAACCUCCAGUCGUGAAACCAUACCAAUGAAUGCCUCAAAUCUUAGCUUGAGUAAAUACAUCCCGAGAAUUGCUGAAGACAUGACAAUCCAGGAAGCUAAAAAAUUUGCUCGAGAAAAUAACAUCAAGGAGGGCAAGAUAGAUGAGAUCAUGCAUGACAGCAUCCAAGACACAGCUGAGCAGAAAGUCCAGCUGCUCCUGUGCUGGUACCAAUCUCAUGGGAAGAGUGAUGCAUAUCAAGAUUUAAUCAAGGGUCUCAAAAAAGCCGAAUGUCGCAGAACCUUAGAUAAAUUUCAGGACAUGGUCCAGAAGGACCUUGGAAAAUCAACCCCAGACACUGGAAAUGAAAAUGAAGGACAAUGUCUGGAGUGAAAACUACCUCAGUUCCAGCCAUGAAGAGAGGAGAGAGCCUGCCACCCAUGAUGGAAACAAAAUGAAUGCCAACUGUAUUGACAUUGGCAACUCCUGGUGUGUUCUCUUUGCCAGCAAAUGGUAGUUGAUACUCAGUGAGGGUCAAAUGACUAGCAGGUUCCAGGGACUGCUUCUGUUAUUCUCUGCAGUUGCUGAGAUGAACCAUUUUCUCUGUCUACUGCAAUUUUUACAUUCAAAUGUCCAUGAAAUUUGUAUUAAAUGUGAAGUGGAAUCUGCAGUGUUUGUGUUUAUAUUCAUAUACUAUGAACUGAGGAGAAUUAUAAACUGAAACAAAUACUCGCAGUUAAUUGAAGACCUUCCAUUGAUGGACAGUUCUUUUCCUCUCUAUGUGGAAAUGUAUAAUAGAAGAAAUAAUUUUUAAAUUAAAGUAUCUCUUUUUGCA
This is a messenger RNA of Mus musculus (house mouse), 2126 nucleotides long. RefSeq names its product Fas cell surface death receptor (gene Fas). Gene Ontology annotation, molecular function: transmembrane signaling receptor activity. Gene Ontology annotation, cellular component: CD95 death-inducing signaling complex; plasma membrane; membrane. Gene Ontology annotation, biological process: apoptotic process; extrinsic apoptotic signaling pathway; response to toxic substance. The transcript is spliced from 12 exons. Lineage: Eukaryota; Metazoa; Chordata; Mammalia; Rodentia; Muridae. Bases 776 to 1684 code for a protein of 302 amino acids. The record is from RefSeq and is a predicted model, not a curated record.